This is a messenger RNA of Xiphias gladius (swordfish), 3419 nucleotides long. RefSeq names its product armadillo like helical domain containing 3 (gene armh3). Gene Ontology annotation, cellular component: cytosol. The transcript is spliced from 26 exons. Gene Ontology annotation, biological process: regulation of Golgi organization. The coding region runs from base 169 to 2238 and encodes 689 amino acids. Lineage: Eukaryota; Metazoa; Chordata; Actinopteri; Istiophoriformes; Xiphiidae. The record is from RefSeq and is a predicted model, not a curated record.
UGAACAGCACAUAUUAAGAUAAACAUGUUAUUAUCUGUGGGGUGCUAAAACCACGAAGACCAGCAGGAGGCUACAGAUUGCAGUAUGCUAGCAGAGGCUAGUGUUGUCACAAGGAUUCAUGAACUACAUUUACGACACAGAUUUUAAUACUUUAAUUGAGACUUAGUCAUGUCUCAGGUGGAGAAGAAGGCAGGGCUGCUUAGGAGGACGUCGUCCUCUAAAAAACCCUUGAAAGAGAAGGUGGUGCUGAUGUAUGAUGAGAUUUUUGCAAAAGAGGACCCAGCCAAAAACAACCCUCGCUUCUGGGACGAGCUGUUUCUCAUGAAGGUGAACCUAGAGUACCUGGAGUCUAAAUUGGAGAGUGUAGAUGGGGAAGAAGUUCAGCGCAUUCAAGACAACAUCAACUCUCUUUUCCACCACUGUGUUCAGGCUCUAGGAGAGGAGCACCAGAUCAAAGUGGUCAAUGCCCUGCAGACUCUGUGCGCACUUUUCCGAGGGGUUCAUCAGAAGAACAAGUCAGCGUCCGGCUUUGACAUCAUCAACAUGCUCAUGGGGUUUGACAAGGCUGAGCAAAGGAUGAAGGACCUGAUGGAGAGACUGGACAGCCUUCUUUGUGGAGACGGGUCAGAGAGUCUGAAGAGCCUUUGUCUCAAACUGCUGCUGUGUCUGGUGACGGUAACAGACAAUAUUAGUCAGAACACCAUACUGGAAUAUGUGAUGAUCAACAGCAUCUUUGAAGCCAUUCUACAAAUUCUGUCAGAUGUCUCCAGUAGAGGGCAGCAUGGUUAUGAUGCUGUUGUCCUUCUGGCCCUCCUGGUCAACUACAGGAAAUAUGAGUCUGUGAAUCCAUACAUUGUGAAGCUUUCCAUUGUGGAUGAUGAGCCAACACUAGAUGGGAUGGGUAUGGUUGUCCACCAAGCUCUGACAGAAUAUAACAGGCAGUACAAAGACAAGGAGGAGGAGAACCAGGGUGGGUUCUUCUCUACCCUAACUAGUAUGGUGGGCAGUAUGUUUAUAGCAGAUGCUGAUGAGAAACUCUCUGUGCAGACAAAUGAGGCGAUUCUGCUGGCACUCUACGAGGCUGUGCACCUUAACCGCAACUUCAUCACUGUAUUAGCACAGAGCCACCCUGAGAUUGACAUCGCAGCCGCACCUACUGCCCCUGCUCCAACGACACCAACAACACCACUUGGCACAACGCCGCCCUCCCUAGACAUGAUGAACAACCCAGAACUGCCUCUGGAUCCCAACCUGCAGACCAGCAACCUUCUCAUCACCUUCCUCAAGUAUGCCUCUAUUGUAAUGCAGGAUACUAAAGAUGAGCAUCGACUCAACAGUGCCAGACUGUGCCUAAUAAUCCUCACCUGCAUAGCUGAGGACCAGUAUGCUGAUGCCUUUCUUCAUGAUGACAAUAUGAACUUCAGAGUCAAUCUCCACAGAAUGCCCAUGAGGCACAGAAAAAAAGCAGUGGACAAGAACAUCCCUUCACGGCCGCUGGUGUGUGCUGUUCUAGACCUGAUGGUGGAGUUUAUUGUUACUCAUAUGAUGAAGGAUUUCCCCAUGGAUUUAUACUUGCGCUGUGUGCAGAUCAUCCACAAACUCCUGUGCUACCAGAAGAAAUGCAGAAUCAGAUUACACUACACCUGGAGAGAGCUCUGGUCAGCUCUCAUCAACCUGCUGAAGUUCCUGCUGUCAAAUGAGACCACACUGCUGGCCAAGCACAACAUCUUUCAUCUGGCCUUACUGGUAGUGAACCUGUUCAACAUGUUCAUAACAUAUGGCGACACGUUCCUGCCAACCUCCAACAGCUACGACGAGCUGUACUACGAAAUUGUACGAAUGCACCAGGUCUUCGACAACCUUUAUUGUAUGGUUUUGAGAGUAUCAACAAACACGGGCCAGUGGAAGGAGGCAGCCAGCAAAGUCACGCAUGCCCUUGUCAACGUUAGGGCCAUCAUCAACCAUUUUAACCCCAAGAUUGAAUCGUACGCUGCCGUGAACCACAUCUCCCAGCUGUCAGAGGAACAGGUGUUGGAGGUGGUACGAUCCAACUAUGACACACUGACCCUCAAACUGCAGGAUGGUUUGGACCAGUUUGAGAGAUACUCAGAGCAGCCCAAAGAGGCUGCUUUCUUCAAGGAGCUGGUGCGCUCCAUCAGUCUGAAUGUGAGGAAGAAUGUCUCCUUGAACACACUGAGUCAGGACGUCCUGCUCAAAGAGUUCUCCUCUAUCUCCUGAGACACGCACCCCCCACCCCAACCUUCACCUCCCUUCAGAUGGACAUUGCAUUUUAUGUGCGUGUGGACAUGUACACACACUUUAACAGACAAACACAAACCAGUGCAAUCCUCGAUUGUUCUUUCCAUCUGUCAUCUUGAUUUCUCAUCCUCUGCCUCCUGUGAACUGAAAAUGGAAACCCACAGAGACGGACACACUGACAGGCUGGAUGCGCCGUAAGGAAAAACCUGCUAACUUUCCAGACUUGCUUCUUUUGUGGUCGCUCACGUGUGUCUGUGUGAUUCUUUAAGAAAGUGCCGGUAUUGAACCCGUAUAUUGGUUCCUCGUGUGCAAUCUGCAGUAUUGGCUAAACUGUUACCUGACACAUGAAAGUUUGGAUUUUAGAUCGUUCAAGUCUUUUUAACCCUUAUCUUCAUCUCCACCUUUUCUGCCACUGAUGAUGUUGUAAGUAGCUUCCGCUGUCGGACUGAUUUAUCUCUCCAGUAAUUACAGUAUUUCAGAAGAUUUAGGCUUUGAGUGAAACAUUAUGUUCUUCCUAACAGCAUUGGUAAUGGUGAUCCUGAGCCUUUUUUGAGUUUGAAUCUCACUCUAAAUCCUCUUGGAUUAGAGCCUUAACUUUUUUUUCUCAUCUGAAUGCUUGUUGUGUGAAUGUUAACAUAAUUCUCUACAUGUUCAAAACAAACAAGUAUUUUGUAUUUACGUAUUUGCUAAGGGGUAGAACAUUUGAGUAACUGAGUUGAAGAUGCUCUGAAGUGAUAAAAACCUUUUUGUUUUUGUUGCAAACCUUUGUUUUUGAACAAAGCCAUGAUUAACAUUCACUACUGUAUAUCACAUAAGUAAUUUCUAAAUUAGUUUAACAAAUUAAUCCGAAUGUGUUGAAGUGAGUGGCCAGUUUAGAGGGUAAACUUUUCACACAAUGGUUUAGCAUUAUGAGUUAUAAAAGUGAUCAUUGCUGAUUUGUGUCAGUUUGGUAAAGGAAAAAGAUCCAUACAUGCAUCCAUUUGAAAUUUUCCUUGCUCUCUCUCGUUGAUUUGAAACUUUUAACAUGAUUAUUUUUUGACUGGAAGCAGAUUUGAAUUAUGCAAUUUCUUCAAGUGUAGGUUCGCCUGUCUUUCAUCUCUAAUUCCUGUAGCUAUAUUUAUGUUUCUUUUUUAAAUAAAGGUUGGUUUCCUACUACUCUA